Messenger RNA from Colletotrichum fioriniae, 2658 nucleotides. RefSeq names its product Chitinase 2. Gene Ontology annotation, molecular function: chitinase activity. Gene Ontology annotation, cellular component: extracellular region. NCBI's taxonomy places the organism in Eukaryota, Fungi, Ascomycota, Sordariomycetes, Glomerellales, Glomerellaceae. Gene Ontology annotation, biological process: carbohydrate metabolic process. The record is from RefSeq and is a predicted model, not a curated record.
AUGCUCUUCAGCAAGUCAUUCAUUGCCGCCGCCGCGGCCAUCAGCCCGGCUCUGGCCCAUUCUUCUUCACAGACAACCACAAGUGCCUCGCCACUUCUCGGACUCAACCUUUACUGGGGACAGUAUGGUCAGCCUACCGACCGCCUCUCAAGCUAUUGUGAUGCUCCGGGCGUCACCUCCGUCUCUCUAUCCUUCGUCACAUACUCCCCCAAGAACAGCGCUGGAUACCCCGGUACCAACUUCGCCGGCCACUGCGGCGGCGAGGUCUACUACAAGAACCCCAAGACUGGCGAAGACACAAAGUUGAUUAUGAACUGCGACUACGUCAAGAAGGAUAUUCAGUACUGCCAAGCCAAGGGCAUUAAGGUUCUCCUGGCCAUUGGUGGCUACUGCCCUACCGGAGGCCCCUGCAGCUACGACAUUGACAGUGAGCAGGACGGUCACGAAUUCGGUGACUUGUUGCACAAGACUUUCGGUCCUUACGAUCAGGGAUGGAACGGUCCUCGUCCUUUUGAUAUUAACGAGACCGAACACAUUGCUGUUGACGGUUUCGACUUUGACCUUGAGUUCAAGUAUCCCAACCAGAAGCCCUGGAUCAAGAUGGUUGAGAAGCUUCGCAGCUGCGGUAUUUACCACAUUUCUGCUGCUCCUCAGUGCCCGACGUCAGACAACUGGUUCCAGCUCAAGGAGCUCAUCUACAACGCCCAGUUCGACUCCCUGUUCAUUCAGUUCUAUAACAACCCGGGUUGCCAAAUCACCGACACCCCCAACUACGACGACUGGGAGACGGUCAUUUCUCAGACUUCCAAGAGCAAGGACGCGAAGCUCUACAUUGGUGUCCUCGCCAGCGUCGAGUCCGGCUGGAACGGUUAUGCUCCUCCUUCCACAAUCAAGGACUUGAUCUGCAAGUACCAGAGCAAGCCGCACUUUGGAGGUGUUUCUAUCUGGGAUGCUACCCGUGGCGCCAUCAAUCAGAUCAAUGGUCAGUCGUUCCACGAGGCAAUCGCCGAUGCUCUCAAGUACGGUUGCAACCCCAUCCCUGCCAAGACUUCCACCAUCAGCAUCUCGACUUCGACUUCGUCCGUCAUUUCUUCCACCAGCACCUCGUCUGCGAUCGCUUCCAUCACUUCGGCAACCUCUAGCUCCAGCGCCGCGUCCUCGAGCUCUAGCCAGUCCGCCUCGGCAUCCGUUUCUGCCUCUGCCUCUGCCUCGGACUCGGCUACCGCAUCGGCCACUGGCUCAGCAUCAGUGUCUGGCUCAGCAUCUGGAUCAGCAUCAGCAUCAGCGUCGGCAUCGGCAUCGGCAUCUGGCUCGGGAUCUGCUUCGGCAUCCGCUUCUAACUCAGCGUCUGCUUCUGUAUCCGCAUCAUCCUCCGCCUCCGCCUCCGCCUCAGCCUCAGCUUCACUCACCUUCUUUGGCAACUCUUCGGCGUCUGCCACUGGGUCUUCUUCGUCGCGAAUCAUCACAACAUUGAGCUCCAAUGCCACUGCCACUGCUAGCGCUUCUGCGACCAAGUCUGCUACUGUCUCAGACACUUGCGAUGAGGACGACGAGGACUUCCCGACCACCACGAUGGGCAACUCCCACACUGCCACUGCUACUGCCACCGGCUCAGCAGAUGCAACCAAGACUGCCUCUGGCAGUGUCACCGACAAGGCCACUGGUCCUGCCACUGGUUCUGCUACAGGACCUGCCCAAAACUCCUUGACGGUGUCCAUCUCAGACAAGCCCACUGGCACCAAAUCAGCUACCGAGUCUCCCAAGAACACAGUCAGUGUCCCCGAGCAGCUGACCACAAGCACGGUUUUCACCACAAAGAUCACCACCGUCACUUCCUGCAAGCCCGAUGUGCCCUGCACCAAGGGCCAGGUCGUCACUGAGACCAUCCCGUGGUACACCACUGUCUGCCCCGUCACGGCAACGUCGUCCGCCGUUGCGGUGCCUACAAUCAGCCCCCCUUCCCAGUGGGUUACCAGCACAGUCUACACCACAAAGACCUACACCAUCACAUCUUGCGCUCCCGAUGUGCCAAACUGCCCUGUCGGUCAAGUCACGACCAAGGUCGUUCCUGCCUACACCACUGUCUGUCCGUACACCGAGACGACACUUGGCAGCACUAAGCCUUCAGGCGACCUUCCCAACCCUCCUAAGCCCUCUGGCGACGUUCCUCAGCCCCCUAAGCCCACCGGUGAUGUUCCCAAGCCUACCGGUGGCCAAGAAGGAAACAAGCCCUCUGGCGGCAUUCCUCAGCCUCCUAAGUCUACUGGUGAUGCGCCCCAGCCCACUGGUAGCCAGGGAGGAAACAAGCCUUCUGGCGAUGUGCCCCAGCCUCCUAAGCCCACUGGAGGCCAAGGUGGCAGCAAGCCUUCUGGGGAUAUUUCGCCCCCCAAGCCUACCGCAACUCCUGUUGUCCCCGGCAAAGAGGAUGACUCGACGACUUUCAUCUACAAGACUCUGACUGUCCCCAUCACGAUUGGCAAAUACAACUCCACACUCGCGGGUACCGGCUCCAACUACAAGCCCACCUCCACUGGCGGGUUCCCUAGCUACACAACGGCCGCUGCCGUCCCCAGCAAGCCUGUCCAGGCUGGAGCUGCCAAGAUUGGAGCUUUCGGACUCGGUGGCUUCGUCGCUCUUGCCGUUGCCCUUCUGCUCUAA